Messenger RNA from Nannospalax galili (Upper Galilee mountains blind mole rat), 3887 nucleotides. RefSeq names its product F-box protein 11 (gene Fbxo11). The record is from RefSeq and is a predicted model, not a curated record. Gene Ontology annotation, molecular function: protein binding; zinc ion binding. Bases 174 to 2705 code for a protein of 843 amino acids. The transcript has 23 exons. NCBI's taxonomy places the organism in Eukaryota, Metazoa, Chordata, Mammalia, Rodentia, Spalacidae. Gene Ontology annotation, biological process: regulation of apoptotic process; protein ubiquitination; ubiquitin-dependent protein catabolic process.
UUCGGGGCUCGGCACCCUCAUCCCCACCCUCCCUGGGGCUUCUCGGCUGGCUCGCGGACCCCGCGGGAGUCUGUUGGCGACCGGGGACAGGCGCCGGGUGGGAUUUCCCCCUUUGCUGCCGCUGUGCAUGGUCUGGGCUCCCCCUUUCUCGUGAUGAUGAGGUACCUGCAGAUAUGGUUGCAGAAGAAUCAGGUCCUGGUGCACAAAAUAGUCCAUACCAGCUUCGCAGAAAAACUCUUUUGCCAAAAAGAACAGCGUGUCCUACAAAGAGCAGUAUGGAGGGUGCCUCAACUUCAACUACAGAAAACUUUGGUCAUCGAGCAAAGCGUGCAAGAGUGUCUGGAAAGUCACAAGAUUUAUCAGCAGCACCUGCUGAACAGUAUCUUCAGGAGAAACUUCCAGAUGAAGUAGUUUUAAAAAUCUUCUCUUAUUUGUUGGAACAAGAUCUUUGUAGAGCAGCUUGUGUGUGCAAACGCUUUAGUGAACUUGCUAAUGAUCCAAUUUUGUGGAAACGAUUGUAUAUGGAAGUAUUCGAAUAUACCCGCCCUAUGAUGCAUCCUGAACCUGGAAAAUUCUACCAGAUUAAUCCAGAAGAAUAUGAACAUCCAAAUCCAUGGAAAGAGAGUUUCCAGCAGUUGUAUAAAGGUGCACAUGUAAAGCCAGGAUUUGCUGAACAUUUCUACAGUAACCCUGCAAGAUAUAAAGGAAGAGAAAAUAUGUUGUAUUAUGAUACUAUUGAAGAUGCCCUUGGUGGAGUACAGGAAGCUCAUUUUGAUGGGUUAAUCUUUGUUCAUUCUGGAAUAUAUACUGAUGAAUGGAUAUAUAUUGAAUCUCCAAUCACCAUGAUUGGUGCAGCACCUGGGAAAGUUGCAGACAAAGUUAUAAUUGAAAACACUAGAGAUUCAACUUUCGUCUUUAUGGAAGGUUCUGAGGAUGCUUAUGUUGGAUAUAUGACAAUAAGGUUUAACCCUGAUGACAAAUCUGCUCAACAUCAUAAUGCACACCACUGCUUAGAGAUCACAGUAAAUUGUAGCCCUAUUAUUGAUCACUGCAUCAUCCGAAGUACAUGUACAGUCGGCUCUGCAGUAUGUGUAAGUGGUCAAGGAGCAUGUCCCACUAUCAAGCAUUGUAACAUCAGUGACUGUGAAAAUGUUGGACUUUAUAUAACAGAUCAUGCACAGGGAAUAUAUGAAGAUAAUGAAAUUUCUAAUAAUGCAUUAGCUGGGAUUUGGGUUAAAAAUCAUGGAAAUCCAAUUAUUAGACGGAAUCAUAUUCAUCAUGGACGUGACGUUGGUGUAUUUACAUUUGAUCAUGGCAUGGGUUACUUUGAAAGUUGCAACAUACACAGAAACAGGAUAGCAGGCUUUGAGGUAAAAGCCUAUGCUAACCCCACAGUAGUUCGAUGUGAAAUUCACCAUGGACAGACUGGAGGAAUAUAUGUCCAUGAAAAAGGAAGAGGACAGUUCAUAGAGAAUAAGAUCUAUGCAAACAACUUUGCAGGUGUAUGGAUUACCUCAAAUAGUGACCCAACCAUAAGGGGGAAUUCUAUAUUUAAUGGAAAUCAAGGAGGAGUUUACAUCUUUGGUGAUGGACGAGGCCUUAUUGAAGGAAAUGACAUUUAUGGCAAUGCAUUAGCAGGAAUUCAGAUUAGGACAAACAGUUGUCCAAUUGUUCGACAUAACAAAAUUCAUGAUGGACAGCAUGGUGGGAUUUAUGUGCAUGAAAAAGGACAAGGUGUAAUAGAAGAGAAUGAAGUUUAUAGUAACACUCUGGCUGGAGUCUGGGUGACAACUGGUAGCACUCCAGUACUAAGAAGAAACCGGAUACACAGUGGCAAGCAGGUUGGUGUUUAUUUUUAUGACAAUGGACAUGGAGUGCUGGAGGACAAUGAUAUCUACAAUCAUAUGUAUUCAGGGGUUCAAAUAAGGACUGGGAGCAACCCUAAAAUUAGACGCAACAAAAUUUGGGGAGGACAGAAUGGUGGAAUUCUAGUUUAUAAUUCUGGUCUAGGCUGUAUAGAAGACAAUGAAAUAUUUGACAAUGCAAUGGCUGGAGUCUGGAUUAAGACAGACAGUAAUCCUACACUAAGAAGAAAUAAAAUUCAUGAUGGAAGAGAUGGUGGCAUCUGUAUAUUUAAUGGGGGUCGAGGUCUCCUUGAAGAAAAUGAUAUUUUCAGGAAUGCUCAAGCAGGUGUUCUUAUCAGCACUAAUAGUCAUCCAGUCUUAAGGAAAAACAGAAUAUUUGAUGGAUUUGCAGCAGGUAUUGAAAUUACAAAUCAUGCAACUGCAACACUAGAAGGCAAUCAGAUUUUUAACAACCGAUUUGGAGGCUUAUUUUUAGCAUCUGGUGUUAAUGUGACAAUGAAAGAUAACAAAAUAAUGAACAAUCAAGAUGCCAUAGAAAAGGCUGUUAGCAGAGGCCAAUGUUUAUAUAAAAUAUCAAGUUAUACCAGCUAUCCCAUGCAUGAUUUCUACAGAUGUCACACUUGUAACACCACAGAUCGAAAUGCUAUAUGUGUGAACUGCAUUAAGAAGUGCCAUCAGGGACACGACGUAGAAUUUAUUAGACAUGAUAGGUUUUUCUGUGACUGUGGUGCUGGAACAUUGUCUAAUCCUUGUACGUUAGCUGGUGAGCCUACACAUGAUACAGACACAUUAUAUGACUCUGCUCCACCUAUAGAAUCUAAUACUUUGCAGCACAACUGAAUUCCUUCCCUAAAGAAAAAGUCCUGCCAUUCUAACAUCAUAACUUAAACAUUUUUUGGAAGAUUUAAAAUAUUUGCCCAUGCUACAGAAAGAGACUGUACUAAAAGAAUGGAUACAUAAGGUCAGUUGACACUAUGAAGCUCAAGCUACCAAAAAGAAAGUGGCAAUAUAUUGACUCAGGAUCUCAAAGCUGGGUGUUUUAGCAUUACUGUGUAAAGACUUUUGAAGGGACAGAAGUGAAGAAAAUAAGCUGCAAUUUUGUACAGAUACCAACUUUCUGAAAAGCUGGUGUUUUUACAACUAGCAUUGAAUGCAGUCGAAUUUGCAGUAGUAAUCUUCAAUAGACAAGCAGCUUUGUUGCUGCCUUUAUGGACAUGGGUACCAAUUGCUUUUGUAAUAUGGUAAAAAUGUGAGCUAGCACUUCUGCGUUGAUUUUUUUUUUAACAUGUAUUCAGAUUGAGAAAUAUGAUUUUAAUGCUUUAAUCUCAUGUAGUUUGUUUUUAAUUUCAAGCAAAAUCUUAUUGUACUUGAAUGUGCCCUGUUUUGUUAGCACACCUAGACUUGCUGUAACUGUACUCAUGUCCCAGUAUGUACGUUCUUUCUAUGAAAGAGAAAACACUAAUCUUAAAUUAUAUCCAGCAAUGUUUCUGGUAUCCUUUAAGAAAAGUUAAGACUAUUAUUUCCUUCCCUUCCCUGUGCAGCAUUCAAAAAUCACCCCUAGAAAAAGUGUUUUAAUGAGACUUCCUAGGAAGGGAUGCACUGUAAAACAAAAGUAUUCUUGUAACUCAGUUUUGUGAAAGGUAAAAACUACUAUGUUUUAAAGUACACUUUAGAAAGUCUCUUCAAAACAGUCCUGUAUUUGAACUCUGUUCAUAGUUUUUAUUUGAACAGUUUAGACAGAACUGCUGGAAAUUAAAACGAUUUCCUGCAUUAAGCUGAGACCAGUAUAUAUACAGCUCUAUACAGUUUCAUAGCUUCCCUUACCCCAUUUAUGUGUAUUGGUGACAGUGGGUAUAAACAGCCUGAAAGUGUAUGCAUGUACCAUAACAUCUAGACUUAAUAUAUUGUGGAGUAUCCAAUAACCAUUAUGUAGAAGGUAGGUAAGAAUUAAAAGGGUUUAAUUUCCUAGAAAGAAAAUGGAAAAAUGGUCAUUUUUAAAAAAUAAAGUUUAUUAGAUCAUAA